AUGAUAUGGGAUUACCUAGGAUUGAGUAAAGAUAUAACAAUAACAAAUGAACCAACAAUAGAUUACAAUAGAUUGUCAGAUAACACAACAACAAGUAUUCAAACUCAAAAACGAUCGAAUAAUUCAUCAUCACCUAAAAAGAAAAGCUCCAGAAUUAGAGAAAAUUAUAAUAGAAUCAACUCUUAUUUGAGAAAGUAUAACUUACAAGAUGAUAAUACAAAUCAAAGCAUGAUAAACGAACGAACGUCAGAUACUAUACCAGAACAUCAUUAUCAAAAUCCAAAAUCAAACUCAGAAAAGGCAUCAAAAUACGAAAAUAAUGAGAGCAAUGCAAAUAAUGGAACCAAAGACAUACCUAUUAUAGACAAAAUUAAUAAACUAAAUAGGAAGAUUAUUCUACAAAAUGAAUACUUAUUAGAAUUGAAAAAAUGUAUUGAAUUGAAUGAAUAA
Molecule: messenger RNA, 450 nt
Organism: Lodderomyces jiufengensis
Lineage: Eukaryota; Fungi; Ascomycota; Pichiomycetes; Serinales; Debaryomycetaceae
Exons: 1
Coding region: 1-450 (149 amino acids)
Source: RefSeq, a predicted model, not a curated record